Messenger RNA from Suillus bovinus, 1910 nucleotides. RefSeq lists its product as uncharacterized. The coding region runs from base 107 to 1705 and encodes 532 amino acids. The record is from RefSeq and is a predicted model, not a curated record. The transcript is spliced from 8 exons. Lineage: Eukaryota; Fungi; Basidiomycota; Agaricomycetes; Boletales; Suillaceae.
UCUGAAUUUUAAGCUUGCCCUUGACUUACUUUUGUUCCAGCACAACUGAAUUGUCUGCCCUUGCUCUUGCUCUUGCACUAGCUCAUCCUACUAUCUGCUUUUCAAUAUGGCUGAUGCUCCAACUGUCCGUGUUGUUCCCGGUGCUCUCCCUCCUACGUCACAGGCAAAAAUUCAAAAGAAAAAACGUCGAUCACACAAGCCAAAAACUGCAGACUCGCCUCCCGAGGGCUCUGUCAUUAUUCCUGAUGCUGCUUCUGCUGCUCCUGUUGACCGGGCACCAGAGGAGGCGGAUGUGAAGGAGGGUACAGUCGCUCCAGAACUUGUUGCGCCUUCUGAAGCUGCGACCUUCGACGAAUUCACCCCCAAAUCUAGUCCGGUCGUAGAAAUUCUCCAGAAGCGCUUAAAAGCUUUGAACAAGAAGAUAUCCCGCGUAGGGAGUUAUGCAGCAAUCGAGUACGAAAAACUGGACGAUGACCAAAAGCGAACCCUGAAGACCCUUUCUUCGUUGGAGGCCGUUCACAAAGAACUAAAAGACGUCAAAAAAUUGAUCGAGUCCCAUGAAGCUGACCUUGCACGCGAAAUAGCAGCCAGACGUGCAGAGGCUGAAGCUGCGGAGGCUGUCAGAAUCGCUGACUCUGUUGCUGCUGCCGAGGCAUCGUCAGCUGGCAAAACCUCUGCCAUACUGUCUCUAAUUCGCCUUCAUACAUGUCUCUCAAAUCGCCAGCCUCUUCCUGUCGUUCUUGAUUUCAAUGAAGCUGAAGGAGAUGCAAUAUUUUCUGUUUGCUCGACUCUCACCACCGAGGAGUCUGAGUUCAAGCAAACAAUCCUAUCUGGUCUUCUAUCUGGACAAGGCGACUUUAAUGGUGUUUCGUAUGCAAGGCUACUGGAUAUUGUGCAAUCUUUCCUGAACCCCCCACGUGAACCAACGCCCUUACCGGCAGAGCCUGAUGCAGCAACGGAAGUUGCUUCUGAGCCUUCAAGUAACUCGCACACUGAAUCUCAACCUAUCGCCGGGAUCCCCACUACCAGCAUUCUGAGUGGCACUGGUAGCUUCCAUUUCAUGCAGGCGAGCGAGCUUGAGACCGCUGACUUCGAGAGUACUGCUGAGUGGGUUGAGAAAUCCGAGAUUGCACUAACGCAGAAUGGUAUUCUCGAGCACGAAGAAUCUACACCUUCAUCUGUGAAAGCCGAUGGUACACCUGCGCAACCUAUUGAUUGGGCCGAGGCGGACGAGGAAGGUGGUUUGCCAUCGAUUGCAAACCUGCAAGCAAGUUUUGCCCCUUCAGGAUCAGCCACUCCUGUUGCUGAACCCAUACCUACACCUGCGAAUGGCGUCGAAGUUGUCGCUGCCGCUGUCCCGGAGCCUGAAAAUGAUGGCUUCACACAGCCACGAGGUCGCGGACGUGGCAGAGGUUUCCGCGGUGAGGGACGUGGUGGACGUGGUGGCUACCGUGGGCGGGGUGAUUUCCGUGGUGGCGAUCGAGGGAACUUCCGUGGCAGCUACAGAGGCGGCGAGCGUGGUGGUUAUCGUGGUGAACGGGUUGAGCGUGGUGAACGAGUCGAGCGUGGUGAGCGGGUUGAGCGGGGUGGCCGGUCUGAUGGCGACUGGCGAAGCGACGAAAAUCGUGGACGUGGCAGGGGACGCGGACGUGGACGUGGAGACAGGGGAGGAUAUCAUGAGGCGCGCGGAGCUCCUCCUUCUUGAGAGUAGUUUCUGUGAACACACAGGUGUUGCAGGUCUCCUAGAUCGCGUCCUGAGCCUCUGACCACAGUUGCAUGCACUGCUAUGGUAUAUGUUUUUGAUGUAUGUGCACCUUACCUUCACAUGAAAUGACAUUCCCGAUUCUUGCUAUUUCAUUGGAAAGCUUGCUGCGAUAUCAGCGAUUCCGAUGUUUAUGCAUUAUGUCUUA